GUGAAGGCGAACAUAAAAGCACCAAUAUUAUGCCUAUGUUAUUUAAACGUUUGUUUUUUUCUGUUACUUAUUUCAUGUUCCAUUACAGAAAAGUUUACUGUGGUAGUGUCGUUCUUUUCCGGCAUACCUAAUCCGCAGUGGUCAGUCUCAGAUAAUGAAGAGCUUACGGGCCUCUUGGUGGAGUCCCUAAAAGCGGGAACCCUUGGCCAUCCUUCACAGAUGCCUGCUAUACUUGGUUUCAGAGGAAUAUUGAUUGAAGAUGAGCUUCUAGAUUUAGGAAAGGUACUACUCCUUGGAUCAAAAAGUACUGAGCUACAAAUGGCUAUACUUAAAACCAUGCCGCAAGGAAUGCUCAAGCAAGGUGAUCUAGAUGACAUAGAGGAUGCUAUAAACGCAGGAGAUCUCGUUUUAAAGGAACCUCCGGUUUUCCCAGUACGAGGAAAGCGUUAUGCACCCCCCUAUCAACCUGCCGUAUGGAAUGCACUUGUACCUGCCUACAGGAGACAAAGGUGCAAUAACUGCUAUAACUACGCGACUCGCCGUGCAACCGAUACCUUUGCCCAGCCUGGAUAUGGUAGUGGACGGAUUUAUAGAAGAAAUGCUGGGGGUGGACUAAUAGCCAAUCCUCACACCGGUGCAAAUCUCAUAGCAGCUGCGCAACGUGAUGGCUUGACUCAGCUAAACCCGCAUCCAGGAGCAGCUGCACCAGUACCUGGAGCUCCAGCUCACGCGUGGCGCCACCUGGUAGCACUAGUUGUCAAACCAGGUAAGUGAAAAAAGAAAACAAAAACAAAAAUAGAAUGUUCCAAAAAAAUUGAGAUCCACGGGCCGUACCUCCCAAACGAAAAUAUUCUUGCCCUGCCAUUCUUGCUCUGGUAUCCUCAUAUGACCGUUCUUUCUCGCUAGCUUGUUGUUGUUGCGUCGUAAAACCCACUCCUUCACUUUAAAACUGCUCAUGGUACAUUGGCCAAAAUGACACAGAACAAGAUACUCAGCAUUUUCAACAUCUAAGUAUAAUUUGAUUUACUCAAUGACGUAAAGUGUAGUUCCAGAAAAAAGAAAUAAACAAAAGAUUAAAAAAAAGGAUUAAAAAAAUCUCUUUGUAUUGUAUAGUUCCUUUUUAAGUUAUAUAUUCAAUCAUGUAAGUCAAUUAAAGAGAACCAUGAAUAGGCGAUACCUUACACUACACGAAUCAUGCAGUCUGUUCAAGACCAAUUACAAAAACAACUAAACACCGAGUAAACUUCAAUUACUUCUUUUCACUAAUACUUAAAACACAACCACAUUACAGUGAACACCGUCAUUAGGGAACUUCAGCUGGAGACGUUUUUAAGGCGACGGCGACCGGACUGGCCUGGAACUAAAGCAAACGUCGCUUCCCGCCAAAAUUCGAACAUUAAGAUCGCAUCGAACUUAGAAGGAAGUCGCCUUAGAACACUACCGAAGAGAAAAAUAUGGCUUCACAAAAAGAAUUGAGAGAGUUAAUGCUUAGUUGAUAUAUGCAGACAACAUCUUAUCGGAUGAAGAGUUUCUCGUUAUUUAGGAAAUACUUGCAUGCAAUAUAUAUAUAUAUAUAUAUAUAUAUAUAUAUACACUCGUUUUCACUUGUUUCUUUGGGCGAAACAAAAGAAAAAACAAAAGGUCUGUAUAUUAGUAUAUGUUUCUGAAAUGUCAACUUUUUUAAAAAUGAGUGUAUAUUUAACAAUUAUUUUUUGAAAUCGAGGUGAAUAGCGGCUAAAUAUUUACCGAGCCACGAAGUGGCGAGGUAAAUAUUUCUAAAGCAACUAUUCACCGAGAUUGAAAAGAAUAAUUGUUUUAGUAUAUACACACGAAGUGAUCUCAGCAAAAUCAGAGAAGAAACCAUUAAAAACUACGAUUUGAUUGACAGAUCAGGUGAGCUAGACACGCGAAAGUUUAUAAAAAGAUCUUUGUAAAAUUUUCAAACAUGGCAAUUCACAAGCUUAUCACUUUGCAAACAACAGCGUAAUGACUUAAAUGGAACCGCGAAAAGUUUGAAUUGUUUCCAUACCUGAGAAGAAAAGAAGAGCUUUAAUGUUUUCUGUUGACUCGCCAAGUUUACAGCCGAAAAGGUUUGUUGUGUCGUUCUUCGCAUGAAGUGCUGCCAAAAAUGGCGAUUCGGUUCCUCCAGCUAAGACGUCGUCUUCAUGUAGCAUUCUUUCUCCUAUUUACUUGAAACGUAGAAUUUCAGCAAACAUUUGCUUUCAAACGUGUUUGUCUUAAAUAAAGUUCGUUUUUGAGUGAAAUUUUUCUUGUUAGGAAACGCUGAGCUCACGAAACGGCUUCUUCUAGGCGAAUAAACGGGAGUUGUAAACAAUCCAUAGACCACAAAACUCAACUACAGUAUAUAUAUAUAUAUAUAUAUAUAUACGUAUGGUUGACGGAAGAAAACAAGUAACUACAUAAGUAUCCCUACAAGCCUGUUUCGUGGUUGCCCACUCAUCAGGGGAUUUUAAUGAGAAUAACUUUACCAUUACUUAUAUAGUAGACUGAUUUACAUAAUUUAUUCAGUGCGAGGUUCGUUACAUCAGUUGUUGCGCAAGAGGGCUUUGUUUCUGUGGCGGCUGGAUGAGUGGGCAACCACGAAACAGGCUUGUAGGGAUACUUAUGUAGUUACUUGUUUUCUUCCGUCAACCAUACGUAUACUCGCUCUACUUUAUGUAUUGAGCACUGUUUUACGGAUUUCAAGUUCAAACCUCUUAUAUAUAUAUAUAUAUAUAUAUAUAUAUAUACAGUACCACAAGUGAAGAGUAAAACAAUAUGUUUUUUGUCUCUCACCUAUAUUUCCACAGGUGGCCCAAGCGUAAUAUGAGAGUUUGUAUGGGAAAAAUAGAGUUUGAAACUUAGAUGAAAUAAAUGAAGUAAAAGCGAUAAAAGUUCAAGCUGAUUCUGAGCAGCUUUGAAGAUCGAUCGAGCGAUUCUGUCCUACCUUGUCUCUUAUUAUUACACUGUCAGGUCAGAUGCUGUAAAAGUACUGAAAUCGCACUGAAACUUCGUAAAAGCAAAGACAACGACUCCAGGUAACAAUAUUUACACUUAAUUGAGAACUUUUAUCGCUUUUACUUCAUUUAUUUCAUCUAAGUUUCAAACUCUAUUUUUCCCAUGCAAACUCUCAUAUUACGCUUGGGCCACCUGUGAUAUUUCGGCCGUGUUAAACGGCCUUCAGCAGGGUGAAUGGCCGUUACAAGCAUCACACACCAUUAUAACAUGACAAUGAACAAAUUUGAAAACUUGCACGCGCUACAAAGAAAGAUAAACACGCGCGCGCUCUUACCGGACGCGAGACCUAGUCGACCUAUUCUGGCUGUAAAAAAAGUCACUUAUCUUCAAGCCCUGAGGCUGACUACAGUUCAACCUAUAGGCCCACUGGCCUUCUUUAUCCCGGAGAGCUGAUUCUUCCCCGGACACUCUGUCAAUUAACUGUAUACUGACAUCCUCAAGACCAUGGUGUCCCUGGCCAAAAAAAUGUCUAUACAAAAGAUCAUCCUUGUUUCUACCCUCAAAAGAAAGCCUUGAAUGCGCUCUAAAACGGGCCUUAUGAUUGUUAAACCUAAGCCUAAAUUUUGUUGUUGUUGACCCAACGUACUGCGCAUGACAAACCUUACAGGACAGCAAGUAGACAACAUUACUACUAUUACAAUCCAGUUCGUAGUUAGUUGUAUAUAUAUAUAUAUAUAUAUAUAUAUAUAUAUAUAUAUACAGUACCACAAGUGAAGAGUAAAACAAUAUGUUUUUCGUCUCUCACCUAUAUUUCGGCCGUGUUAAACGGCCUUCAUCAGGGUGAAUGGCCGCUACAAGCAUCGCACACCAUUAUUACAUGAUAACGAACAAUAUAGUCGUUUUUUGAGUAGAACGUAUUUCGUAGAGCGCUCGACUCAAUUGACUGAGGAGCAUCAGCUAUAACUUCACAGAAGUUCAGGUUUCACGAGUAAUCAUCCUUUUAUUGCUACAGAACUGUUUCUUAUGCUUGCAAGAACCACACUCAUCAGGCAAUGUUGACGACUGAACUGUCGGAAUUGGAAGGCCGGCAACUAAAUGCGAAAAUUUAAAAGGUUGCUAUGGUAGAUUCGUUACAUUCAGGUUAUAUGAAACUGUUGAAAGGGUUGCUAGGUAACAAAAACAUUAUAUAAGAGGGAUUAUCUGUCGUUAUAAAAAAUGUGAUAUAAGCGGGUUUUAAGCUACGUUACUCUAAAGUUCCCAAGUACAUAUCGGUUUUUGUGGGGGCAUGAACUUGCUAAUUCGUUUCUUCUGUUGAGGCUACACAGUUUUUUUUUACAGAUGAUUAUGAACUUUUCAUUCAGGUAAAGACGACAUUUUUUUGUUAAUGUUGCUGUAGGGUUUACAUUUCUUAAGAAUUUUCCAUUUAAUCUGAAACGGUUUCUUUUCGUUUUGUAAGUUCCAAACAUAUUUGGAGAGUUGUGUUUCAUUUCUUCUUUUCGAGUGUCGAAAGGAUGUUUUGUGGUUCCUGUAGCGUUCCUUAAAGUUUGUGGCUAGUCCAACGUAGGUUUCAGUUGCUGUCUCAGUAGUAACUGUGGCUUGAUAGAUGACGUUAGUUUGAAGGCAUUUUCCUUCUAAUGGGCAAUCAAACUGUUUUGUACAAUUGCAGGUGUCGGGUUGCGGUAUUUGGGCAUUUGCAUUGGAAAGAACGUGUUUGUUGUGUGACGAUAUGAUGGAUUUCAUAUUUGGCAUACAUGAGUAGCUUAGCUUGAGAGUGUGUGUCUGGAAACCUGAACGUCUGUGAAGUUAUAUAUAUAUAUAUACAGAGCUUGGAAAUCGAGCUUCAAAUGUGACUCAAUGAAAACCAGGACAAUUAAAGAAAGAUCAUCUGCAAAAUUCUAGUUGCUGAACGCAACAAAGCUGAUUGGAAUGAAAGUUAAAUACUCACGUUUCGCCACAAGGCAAACACAAACAGACCAGUUUCACGUCGUCGACGGGACCACGACGGCAAGGUGGUCAGCAAGAGCAUGCGCAAUGUGGUACAAAUCAUUACGUCACGUCCGGUUGUAGUUGCCGUCGCCUCAAAAACGUGUCGAUCUUAAGCUUCCCAAUGUGUAUUUCAUGAGCAGAUGACAGUUGCAUCGAAAAAAAAUAUAUAUCGCAUAAGUCCUUAAAAAAAAGAAAAGAAACAAACGACAAAAAACAUUCAGCCGACUGUAAAUUCAAGAGCAUCAAUAAAAACAACGAGUCUUGUCAACAAAACUUCUUACAGUUAACGAGGCGUCGUCCCCAGGGCUCUCGGUUACUGUGCCUAUUUCUUCAGUUAUCAUGCACUAUUGAUUUGUUGUUAUUGUUGUUGUUGUUGUUGUUGUUGUUACUUUAUCGCAUUCGCCAUCGCUUUCAGAUUUGGUAAACGCAAGCUGGUUAUGAAGAAUUAGCCGGGGCAUUUGAGCUGAUCACAAAUGGAUUAAUAUUUUGAAUGAAUGUAAAUGCUAAUGACUAAUAGUGCAAAAGACCACUUUCGAAAUUCAGCUUGACAGCGAGUCUUACACAACAUAAAUAACAAAAAUCGAAAAGCAUGUUAUUUAUUUUCUUUGUUUGGGUCCUCUAAGACUCGCUGUGAUGUUCAAUUUGAUAUGCCGAUAUUGGCCUUCUAAACAUAGAGGCUAUGAUUCCAAGCAACAACAACAACAACUUCAUUAAAAGCAAUGAAAUACAUUACAAAUACACACUACUCACAAUUAGCUAAAGCCAUUUGAGGCAGGCAGUGUGGGUUUAUUGUAAUAUUCAUCAUUAUCAUCAUCAGAAGCAGUAGCAUCACCAUCACCAUCAUUAUCAUCCUGAUCAUUAUCACCAUCAUUAUCACCAUCAUUAUCACCAUCAUUAUCACCAUCAUUAUCAUCAUCAUGAUCAUCACUAUGACCAUCAUUAUCAUUAGGUGUUAUGGAAUGAAAAGCCCAAGUUACCUUGUUAUUGACAGAUUGCUGUUAUGCAUUCCUAGAUACAGCGGCACGUACGGGUGAUUUCCACUGGUAUCGACUGGAUAACAACGGACAGUGGUCGCACAAACCUGGCGAGACACAGGUCUCACAGCUAGAUAACGCAAAUGCUCCCAUCGUAGAUCCAAGGAAUUGUGCUCUUGGCCUUUAUGUGUUUCAACGUUUCAUGGUUGCAGAUCCAUUGACAAAUCGAAUAGGUGGUAAUUUUGUUUGUCCUGUAUAA
Messenger RNA from Porites lobata, 6177 nucleotides. The record is from the annotation of a GenBank genome assembly. NCBI's taxonomy places the organism in Eukaryota, Metazoa, Cnidaria, Anthozoa, Scleractinia, Poritidae.